This is a messenger RNA of Pantherophis guttatus, 2681 nucleotides long. Its product is annotated as KIAA1191 ortholog. Lineage: Eukaryota; Metazoa; Chordata; Lepidosauria; Squamata; Colubridae. Gene Ontology annotation, cellular component: cytoplasm. The record is from RefSeq and is a predicted model, not a curated record.
CUUCGCGGUAGGCGGGCUGGAUCCGUCAGCUCAUUUCUUCCCAGCUUCAGUUGCAUCAUGGCGGCUCGGAGCCUGGGCGGCUCAGGCCUGCUUGCGCGGAACCUGUCGUGCCUUCUUCUCCUUCUUUCAACCGACCUGCGGGCCCGGCAGGCCUGUUAGUACCGGGUGGGGGAAACCAGUGCGGGGCUGCAGGCAGCCCAAGGCAGUCUUUCUGCAUGGAAGCUCCUGGGGAUGAUUUGAUAGUUUCAGCUUCAGCAAGAGAAUGCCCUAUUUUGACAUCUUUCUGUCAUCAUAACUUGUGGUAACAGCAGUCCUGUCCUGGAUUUCUAAAUAGUGAAGCAUCUGGAGUUAAAAUCAUGACUUCGAGACGAACAGAUGUUCCUGCUAUAGAACAUGGCUCUGGAAGCCUUCUAGGGAAGAUAUCCCAGCCAAUUGGAAUGAAUCGUCGGGCAUUCAAUUAUGAUGAUGCCUUGGAGGAUACAGCACCAAUGACUCCUCCUCCUUCAAACAUGACCACCAAUAUCUUAUGGAAAGAACCAGUCAUUCCAGAUCACAGAUAUGAAAAGAUUUCCCAGGUUGGGGAAGGGGAAACUAGCACACAUCCCUCUGCCAAAAUCCCCCCAUCUUCAUCUGAGGGGAACAAGACACCUGUAGUGAAGGCCAAAGCCACCCACAUCAUCAUGAAUUCUCUUAUAGCAAAACAAACCCAGGAGAGCAUUCAGCGAUUUCAACAGCAGGCAGGGCUAAGAGAUGUCGGCUACACUCCGCACAAAGGCCUCACUGCAGAAGAAACAAAAUACCAUCGUGUGGCUGAGUCAUUCCAUAAUUUGAAGAUGCAAAGUGGAGAGAUGGUAAAAGAAGAUAAACAGGCCUCUUCUGCCCAGUCCACACCAAGCAACACUCCUCAUUCUUCUCCUAAGCGCUCAUACAGAAGCUGGUUUAGUCAUGGAGCUUAUGCUUCGGUCACUGGUCCUGAUCGUGGCCCCAUGGAUUCCAACAGUGGUGACAGUGAUAAAGUACCAUCUGAAAAAUGGAGCAUUUUUGGACCUAGAGCUCUUCAGAGAUCUGCUACUGAAUCAGGAGGCUUUACCAUUCAGACAUAUAAGAGUGCUCAGAAGCCAUCUCCAAUGGAACUGAUGCGUAUGCAAGCCACCAGGAUGUCAGAGGACUCAGCAAAUUUCAAGCCUCCCAAGAUGGAUAUUCCACCUAUCGAAGAGAAGAGGCAGUCUUCACACUCUCACAAUCUUAAACCUCGGGACUUGAAUGUGCUUGCUCCCUCUGGCUUUUAGGAGUAUUUCUACUUAAGUGGCACAAGUAUGUUCUUGUCAUCUUGCUAUCUGAUCUCAUCUUUAAGUAGAUUCCAUUCCACUCAUGAAUCCCUGAUUUAAAUAGGUGACUCUAUGCCUUCUGGUUCAGAAUUAUAAAUGGGGAUGAAAUGAGAUCUAGGCAGCUUUCUUAAUUUAUUGCCUUUUUCCUCUCAAAUGGCUCUCUGGGUACACUAUAAAUCAAAGUGAUCUACCGCUGAAAUUCGGACAACAAAUUGUGUGCUGCUUUACGUAGCUAAACUUUAAAAAGUGUAGCUAUAAAAUAGUUGAAGCUGUUUUGAAUAUUUGUGCUCGUGCUCCCACUACUAAAUUUGAUGCUGCUAUUCAGGCCAAAUUAUAAAUAGACAAUGUAUUAUUUUUUAAUAUCUAAAUGAUUUUUUUUUUAACUUGAAGGGAAUCUAGAGAAAAAAAGGAUUUUGUUUUGUUUUGUUUUGCUAAAAUGUUGUUCUAGAAAAAUUAUUCUUCAAAUGCAUAAAAGUUCCAUGUUUAAGGAAAUUUAAGAAUUAAAUUCCCCUUCUAGACCUGUGGCAUGGAAUAAAAUAUUGUUUGUGGUGCAUUUUGUUGUUGUUGAACUCAGAUAAUUCAGCAUGAAGUGGAAUGUAGGCAAAUUCCUUCAUUCCUAAAGUAGUCAGAUUCUAUUUUUAAUAAAGGGAUCCCAGAAUUGAGAUCCCUUGGAGUUUGAAAAUUGUAGCCAUGGCUUCUGUGAAAAGACUGUGAAACAGAAUAUCACUGAAACCAGACAUUCCUAUACAUGCUUCCUUGGGAGGCAAAGGAAUCCAAAAUAAAAUUACUUAAUAGAACAUGAGAAGAUUUUUAAUUCAGCUGUUCAGUUUGUAUUACAAUUAAUGAUUGAUUAAAUGUCUAUUUUUACAGAUUUAUAUUUUAGAAUCAUUCACUGAAAGAUGAAAAAUAUUUAAUGUAUGCUUUAAGGCAGAUGAGCAUAUAUUAUGUUUGAUUUCUUAGUCUAAUUUUAAAUGUGAAGUGAAUGGUGUUAUUUUACGACAGUGGGAUGGAAACUUAGAAACAUUCCAUUACAAUAAAACCUUUUUUUCUUGAACACCAAAUUUGUGAUUUUCACGAACCCUUUUUAUGUCCUAAAUUGGUCCUAUAUCUUAUUAAAUCCAAAUUCCUAUAAAUGUAGGUGCUGCUAUAUCUAAGUGACUUAAUAAUCCAUUUUUCUUCACAACAGCUGCAACUUGGACCUGUAUUGCUUUGAUAGUGCUGUGUCAGCUCAUCACUGCUUGUACCCGGAAGACAGUGAUCUUGCUUCUUGGUUAAUGUUUAAUUUAUUUGGUAGUGUUUUGUGCUCAUGUGUCUAUGCCUAAUACUUUUGCAGAAUAAACAAACAUGAAUUAA